Messenger RNA from Macadamia integrifolia, 1227 nucleotides. Its product is annotated as ethylene-responsive transcription factor 4-like. The transcript has a single exon. Gene Ontology annotation, biological process: regulation of DNA-templated transcription. NCBI's taxonomy places the organism in Eukaryota, Viridiplantae, Streptophyta, Magnoliopsida, Proteales, Proteaceae. Gene Ontology annotation, molecular function: DNA-binding transcription factor activity; DNA binding. The record is from RefSeq and is a predicted model, not a curated record. The coding region runs from base 108 to 926 and encodes 272 amino acids.
CCACACUCCUCUCCAUCCUUUCCAUCGCCUCCUCUUAUCUUCUGUGAGAGACAGAGAAAACCCUGAAACAGAAAGAAAUCAAGCAAAGCGCAGUCGAACAGAGAAAGAUGGCUCCCCGGGAUAAGAGUAAUGGGGUUAAAGGAGUUGCGAAUGGUGGAGUUGCCGGUGGCGGCAAGGAGGUGCAUUUCAGGGGUGUAAGAAAGAGACCGUGGGGUCGAUACGCUGCGGAGAUCAGAGAUCCCGGCAAGAAGAGUCGUGUAUGGUUGGGAACCUUUGAUACGGCGGAGGAGGCAGCAAGAGCUUAUGAUGCUGCCGCCAGAGAGUUUCGUGGGUCUAAGGCUAAAACUAACUUCCCUUUAACUUCCGAGUGUAACAACACCACAAACAACAACAACCAGCAGAGCCCUAGCCAGAGCAGCACCGUUGAGUCUUCGAGCCGGGAAGGGUUUUCUCCAGCACCGAUGGUACCUUCCUCGCCUUUGAAACUUGAUCUGUUACAUCGCGGCGGUGGUAGUGCUGGUGGCGGCGCCGGUGGUGGCGCCGGUCCUGGUAGAGGACUCGCCAUGAGGUUCCCGUUUCAUCACCAUUCUCAUCCUCAUCAUCAACAACAAGAAGCUGCUGCGACGGCUGCGGGGGUUUUGCCGACAGGCCACCCCUUUUUCUUUUUUGACCCUUUCGUACGGUCGGAGAACAUGCCCAUCAAUAUGAACUUGAACAUGAACAUGAACAUGAACCAUCACCAUCUGAGGUUCGACCCAGUCGCCGCUGCUGCCAAUAUUCAGGCUGCAUUUUCUGGUGCGGGAGCUGGGGCCCAGAGCGAUUCCGACUCAUCUUCCGUUGUUGAUUUCAGUCAUCACCACCACAGUUCUCCUAGGGGACUCCUCGAUCUUGACCUCAACCUCCCCCCUCCGCCGGAAGUCGCUUAAUACUGUGAUUUUGGGAGCGUCACCGGUUCAGAUCGGACGAUAUUUUUAUUUCCAUUUCAAGUUCUUGCUCCUUUAUUUUUUUUCUAAGAAGGAAAAAAGAAAAAAAGAAAAAGAGAUAAAAGGCUGAGACCGGAAUUAUUAUGUUGUAAAUAUGUGAUCGGAACUUUUGUUUUGACCUCAGGCUGUUUUUUACAACUUGGAGAAAUCGUGAAUUUCUCAAUGUUGUUCCUUGUUACAGCUGCUGUUAACCUUUUAUUUUUCAAUUUUACUCUUUAAUGGUGUAUUUUAUGUUUUCUCUUCA